Molecule: messenger RNA, 715 nt
Organism: Centruroides sculpturatus (bark scorpion)
Lineage: Eukaryota; Metazoa; Arthropoda; Arachnida; Scorpiones; Buthidae
Product: OTU domain-containing protein 6B-like
Exons: 8
Coding region: 1-594 (197 amino acids)
Biological process (GO): protein deubiquitination
Molecular function (GO): cysteine-type deubiquitinase activity
Source: RefSeq, a predicted model, not a curated record
AUGUUAGAUGCACCCAUAUUUCAUCAGGAACGUAAAGCUAAUAAAGAGAAGGAGAGAGAACAACUUAUAGCACAACAAGAGAAGGAAAAUCUUACAGGUGCUCGAAAUGUAGAAGCUGAAAAAUUAAAAAAAUUGCUUACAGAAAAACAAUUAGCAAUUUUUGAGGUACCCUCAGAUGGAAAUUGUUUAUACAAAGCAGUUGAACAUCAGCUUUCAUUACAGAAUAUAACUACAACAGUAGAACAACUUAGGAAGUUAACAUCAGAAUAUAUGCUUUCACAUGCAGAUGAUUUUCUUCCUUUCUUAACUAAUCGCAAUACAGAUGAUAUAAUGACUAUGGAUGAAUUUCAACAUUAUUGUGAUGAUAUUGUUUAUACGUCUACAUGGGGUGGCCAAGUGGAACUCAGUGCACUCUCUCAUAUAUAUAAAGUACCUAUUGAAAUAAUUCAAGCAGAUGGUCCACAGUUAGUUAUUGGAGAAGAAUAUGAAAAAUCUCCUCUAGUACUCUGUUAUCAUAGACAUAUUUAUGGACUCGGAGAACAUUAUAAUUCCACAAUAGCAAGAGAAGAUAAUCCUGAAAAUGCAGAAUCAUGACAGUAAUCUUAUUUUAAAUUUAUUCUUGUCUGUAUUAAUAUUGACAAAUUGAAAUAUGAUCUUGUAUUGAAUUACAACAUGCAUUUAAAAAAUUAACAUAAAUAAAAAUAAUAAUGUAAAA